This is a messenger RNA of Ochotona princeps (American pika), 2014 nucleotides long. Its product is annotated as rho GTPase-activating protein 20-like. Gene Ontology annotation, biological process: signal transduction. Gene Ontology annotation, molecular function: GTPase activator activity. Lineage: Eukaryota; Metazoa; Chordata; Mammalia; Lagomorpha; Ochotonidae. The transcript has 15 exons. The record is from RefSeq and is a predicted model, not a curated record. The coding region runs from base 179 to 2014 and encodes 611 amino acids.
CAUUUAGGGUGGAAAGUCCAGAGUUCAGUGACAGAAAUGAAAAUAGACUGCUGUGGGUUGAGUCCCCCACCUCGUUCCCACUUUGGAGCCCUGAUCUCUCUUUCCUUGCCGCACAAGGACACAAUGUGAAGGUGCUGGACCUUGAACCAGGAAGAGCAGCUGAGUCAGUGGGGGGAACAUGAUCGUGGACUUUCAACCUUCAAAGCUGCCCAACCGUGGUUGUAAAAUUGAUGGCCCAGCAGCCAUGACUUCACCAGAGCCCCCCCAACACCACCUCCUGCUGCAUGGACCAGUGAAGCUGACCAAUAAUAACCAGGUCAAGAAGCGUCAUGCCUUUCUUUACAGUGAUGUGCUGCUCAUUACAAACAACAAAUACAAAAAGCAGUUCAAAAUCAAACUCCAGGCUUCAAUAAACAACAUAUGGCUUGCUAAAAAUACUGUGGGGCAUGGUGACAGUCCUGAAUUAAAAUCACUGAAGUUGGGAUGGCCUUUGCAAAAUUUUACGGCUAAGUUCUCGUCUGUGGAAUUGAAGGAUAAAUGGCAUCGCUUUCUGGAAAGAUCAAUCACCCAAAGCCAGCAGAUGGAUGGAUUACAGAAUACUCUGGUUAAAGUCAAUACCAGUAAUAUUAAUAAUUCUUCCAGUUCUGCCAUUUUAGCAGCUCACAAUUUAGACACCAUCAGGGAUGUUAUCAACAUGGCAUUGCCAGGGCUAGGAUUAACUGGCUCAGAGAGAGAUUACCAGCUGUGGGUCCAUUAUGGCAAGACUGAGGCCCCAUUCCCACUCAUGAGCCAUGAAAAUCCAUACACAAUUCAGGAGCACUGUUAUCAAACUUCCAUCCGUCAGUCCGCACCAGGGAAGCCCACCUUUCCCCAUAUCCUUCUGGAGUCCAUCCCAGAGAUCUUAGCUGAUGGAAAACUGCAGUUUAUCCUGCAAUGCCGGGGCAAGCCAAGACCCCAGCGUAGAGGUGCAUUUUUCAGAAAUUAUUUGUCUUGCCUGGGCGCUGAAGCAAGCCAGGAUGGCCUGUCUCUGGACACUGAUUCUUCCGCACAGCCGGUUAGGUUUCAAAUGAAUGAUCUUACAGCAAUAAUUUUGGAGAUGCUUCACUUUUUAAGGCAAAAUAGGCCAUCGACAAAGGGUGUUUUUCAAAACAUUGACAACAUAAAAUCAUUUCUGUGUCUCAAGGAAAGAAUUAUGUUUGGACAUACAUUAAAUUGGGAGAAUGAGUCUCCACUUGUCAUGGCAGACUCAUUAAAGGAUUGUCUUCGGAUCAUACCUGAAACUCUUUUUACAAUGGAACUCUACGAUAGUUGGCUUGGUGUCCUUGAUGAGGAUAAAGUGGAAAUCACAGAAAUCAAAAGGCUCUUAGAACACCUGCCCGCAUGCAAUGUGGAUAUCCUGAGGCAGUUAUGUCUGUGCUUGCAUGAGAUAUCCAACAAUGCCUCCUUCAACCUGAUGAGCGCACCCAAGCUAGCUUUUUACAUCACAACAAGUAUGUUUUCACUGUGGAAAUGUACAUCACAGAUCGCUUCAUUGGAAAAUGAAAUAGUUAAACAGAUGUCUAUCAUAGAGAUUUUUAUUGAAAACUACCCACAGAUCUUUGAACACCACAAUGAGUCUUUACUUAGUAAGAGCUGUGGAGAUUCCAGCACCAGCAGUGGAAACAGCACAGAACAUGAAAUCGUCAUGUGGAAUCCAGAAAAUGGUACAGUUAUGGAGCCAGAUUUUCUGAACUGGGAACCAUUGAGAGCAUCAACACCUAAGUGUUAUCUGGAUUCAGCACAGGAUUCAGGUAUGGAAAAAGAGCUUGGGCUGCCAGGGAAACAUGAAAAACCCAAGCUUGUUGGGGGCACUUACGUCAUCUGCCCUCUGCCCAACAUCGACCCUGAAUCUCUCGAGGUUGAACCACCGAAAGGUAUGGAAAAAGAGCUCAAACAGGAGCUCAUUACCAGCCAUAAAGCCUCUGCACCCUGUGCUCCUGAGUUGGAGCAGGAUGCCCAGGGCAUGGUGACUUAG